This is a messenger RNA of Chaetomium strumarium, 1149 nucleotides long. RefSeq names its product XAP5, circadian clock regulator-domain-containing protein. The record is from RefSeq and is a predicted model, not a curated record. The transcript is spliced from 2 exons. Gene Ontology annotation, cellular component: nucleus. Bases 1 to 1149 code for a protein of 382 amino acids. Lineage: Eukaryota; Fungi; Ascomycota; Sordariomycetes; Sordariales; Chaetomiaceae. Gene Ontology annotation, biological process: chromatin organization.
AUGUCAGACCAACCGCCGCCACAACCGGGAGCGUCGCGCUUCACACCGCAGAACAAGACGACGCACGAGCGGCUGUCCACGGACACAUUCGGCCUAGUUGCGCUCUCCGACUUCCGCAAGCGGCGCGCCGAGGUCCUCGAGCAACAGGAGCGCGAGGCGCGCGAGGCGGCAUUCGCUGCGCGCACCAACAAGUCGACGCCGGAUCGGUCCCUGGCUGCGACCCCGAGCAACGUGAGUGCCGAUAGUAGCGAGGCGGAGAGACCGAAGAAGAAGAAGACAAAAAGGACCAAGGCUCUGGUGUUGUCUUUUGACGAGGAAGAGGACGAGGCUGGACCCAACCUUUCUGUCGGCCGUGACGUGGGAAAGAAGAAGAAGGCAAGACAUGGCGAAAACAACGGCGCGGGUGAUAAUGGCGAGGCAGCUGCAGGAGCAGAACUCGUCUCCAGUGAUGACAAGGACAGAGACAAGGGCGACAAAUCAAAGGCCAAGGUCGUGGCAAACACGUCAGUCGGUAUCGUGCCGCGGGCCCUGACUAAAGCCGCUCUGCGGCGAGAAGCUGAGGAGAGAGAGGCGCUACGGAAGGAGUUUCUCCUGCUCCAGGCGGCAAUCAAGGCUACGGAGAUCGCCAUCCCUUUCGUCUUCUACGACGGCACCAACAUCCCCGGCGGCAUUGUGAGGGUCAAGAAGGGAGAUUUUGUGUGGCUGUUUCUCGACAAGAGCCGCAAGGUGGGCGCGCAGCUUGGGGUCGGUGCAGACAAGAGCUCGAAUGCGAGACGGGACUGGGCCCGUGUCAGCGUGGACGACUUGAUGCUCGUCCGGGGUACCAUGAUCAUUCCUCACCAUUACGAGUUCUAUUUCUUCAUCAUCAACAAGACCGUUGGUCCAGGCAACAAGCUCCUCUUCAACUAUAGCGCCGAAGCUCCCCCGAAAGAAUCCGGCGCGGCCGGCAUCGGUCGGGCGCCUGAUCUCUCUCAACUUGAGGGGGCAUCGGAUGAUCCGACGUUGACCAAAGUGGUGGAUCGGCGGUGGUAUCAGCGCAACAAGCACCUCUAUCCGGCCAACCUCUGGCAGGAAUUCGACCCCGAGAAGGAUUAUUCGAAGGAGAUCCGUCGGGAUCCCGGCGGCAAUGCCUUUUUCUUCUCGCGAUGA